AUGGUUGGUUAUGACCCUAAAGAGAAAACUAAGGCCUUAUCAAAGGCUCAAUAUGGUCUGGCGGGAGCUACCACCGGCUGUGUGACCAGGGCCCUGCUUCAGCCUCUUGAUGUUCUCAAGAUUCGCUUCCAGGUACUUAUAUUUCUUGAAGCGAGGUCUUUACUGCAGCUGGAACCUGUGCGGAGUGGUAUGGUGGCCGGGAAGUAUGUGGGAAUGUUCCAUGCAAUGAGAGUCAUUGUUCAAGAGGAGGGACUCAUUGCACUGUGGAAGGGGCAUGCCAGUGGCCAGGUCCUUUCUGGGAUAUUUGGCAUCAUGCAUGUUUCAACAAAUGCUGAGUUUUGGUUGCAGCUCCUGAGUUAUGAGAUCUUGACAAAGGAGGCAUGGACACGCUACCCGAGAGAGACCAACCGUGUGGCAAUCAACCUUGCAUGUGGUGGUUCUGCUGGCAUCAUUGCCACAGUGGCAUCUUUCCCUUUUGAUGUUGUCCGUACCCGCUUUGUCAGCCAAGGAGAGCCUAAGGUUAGUCUUAUCUACACAGGCAUGAUCCCUGCAUUUUCAGGCCUACUACGUGAGGGUGGGGUGAUGGCUAUGUACAAGGGCCUUCGACCCACUCUCCUCAUGAUUGCUCCCUAUUCCGCCCUUCAAUUUGCCUUCUACCAACUCCUAGUAGAUCUGUGGCGACACCUUCAAAGGCAGCCUGACCAUGGGAGUCUUGACAUGGUAGGGAGCCUGGUGUGUGGGAGUCUAUCAGGUGUCAGUGCAAGGACGUUUACCCAUCCUCUGGAUGUCAUGAAGAAAAGGCUUCAGGUCCAGGGCUUCGAGGAGGCACGAAGACCAUUUGGAAAAGUGGGCUUCUUUCAUACAUGCACUGACCUAAUCAAUUGCCUUUAUUACCCUAGGCAUCCCCACUUUUUAAAGUCCAGAAAUUUUGCUGGAGUAACCAAAAACUAAAGUCAUGACCAAUAAUGUAAUGCUACACAGAGGGGUUGUUGGGAGUAGCUGAAAAAGAAAAUUUGAAAUUUGAAAUCAGCAAGCUACUGGAACUUUGGUAUAGGAAUUGAACUAUGGAGUUGGUGCCAAAUAUUCUCCUAGAUGGGUCAAAUAGGAUGGUUUCAGGAUGCCAAGUCACCUUGAAAAUGUAGUAGCAGGUCUGUUACUUUAAAGGACAGUAUUGGAAUUCUGUUCUAAUGUCUGCAGAGAAAAGUCUGCUUUUGCUAUGGGAUGGGAAUACUUUUAUGUCUGGUGGUAUUUGAUGCCAGCAUGUGAUUGGCGUGGUGGUCCUUGUUUCUGCAUCACCCAUGUAUCACUUUCACCUUCCUAAUUUUCCUCAUUCUUGAUUGCAUGUUUGCUACCUCCAUUGAGCAUCUAUGAUCAUUCUGCUUAUGUAGAGAAGCUGAUUGCUUGUAUUAACUUAUCUCUUCUAAAGUCAUUUUCAUCAUGGUUAACCCUGUAACUACCAUUCUGGGUUGAGUGAACUCUGAAAUAAAAAUUGAUCCUUUUGUGUAGGCUGUGCCCUAAAUUUGUAAAGUCCAAUACUCUGUGCAUUUUCAUGAAGAUAUGUAAGUGUAAUCAAGCAAAGUAUUUUGAAAGUUUCCUUGGGAAUGAAUAGGUGAAAGAAAGAAUUAAACUUAUGGCCAUCCAGGUACUAGUAGUUGCAGGGUUAUAAAUAUUCUUCCCAAUGGAAAGACUGGUAAUAAAAAAAAAAGUGAGAAACAAAUUUUAAGCAGGAAAGUGAACUACUGCUUGUGUCUUGGUGGAUGUGCACACUGACUUAAAAUGCCAUAAUGGCCAAGCAUACUUCCUUAAAAAUGAAAGGCUGCAUCUGUAGUUAGCUUUGUUAAUGAAAUUUGUUACAUGAACUCUUAGUAUGGGCUAACGAAAGAAAUGGCUUGUCAACAAUGCAUGCGUAAAAUGCCAGGUGGCUCUUAUUCAUCAUUCCUGUCAGUUGGCUUUUACAAUAGUAUCAUGUAUUUACCUCUGAAGCAAUGCCAUGACCCUGUUAUACUGGGUGGCCCAACAAAAGGUAUGAACUUUGUGCAUCUGAAGAUGGGGCAUCAUGCUAAGCAUCAUCUUGAAAUUUUCAGUGUCAUCCUCAGUAUAUGUAGAUGGUUUUAGGAAAAUUUCAAUGAAAUUCUGCUCUGAACAUGUGUGAGAGCACUUUCCAUGCAAGCCCUCAGAUGAAUAAGUAUGUCGGUGUGUUUGCCGGUGUGCUGCCUCAGUGGGUGAUCACUGGAGGACCCAUCAAGCAAUUCUUUCAUUGAGAUUGGCCAAUACAAUGGGCUAAUGGACUGCUUCUUGCAAGUGUUCCAUGAAGAAGGAUGGCAUGGCUUCUUCAAGGGAUAUGUUCCAAGCCUGGUGAAGGCAGGGGCUGCCACUGGUGUAUACUUCUGUGUCUACGAACAGACUUGCAAGUUCCUCCGUCUCUGGGAGACAACCCAGACUGAGACUCUGCAAGAACCAAGACAGUGGUGAUGCUGUGGCUCCUGUCCUUCAGUAUCUGUAGUUACCUGAGCCUGUGAUGCACAAGGUGCCCCUUUUCCCCCAAUAGUUUCUCUCUCAACCUCUUCAUACAGCUGAGAAUAUAGCUGCUAUUUCUUUAGAAGAAAUAAGUUGUGAAUAUAAAUGCAUCC
Molecule: messenger RNA, 2630 nt
Organism: Darwinula stevensoni
Lineage: Eukaryota; Metazoa; Arthropoda; Ostracoda; Podocopida; Darwinulidae
Source: the annotation of a GenBank genome assembly